UCUCUCGCUCUGUGGCUCCCUUCCUCCCCUUCCCCUUCCCCUCCUGCCCCUGCCCUCCCACCUUCUCCUGGGGAAGGGCCCCGGCUGGGGGGCGGCCUCUAAGCCGGGAGAGGUCCCAGGCCGGGUUGCCACCGCUCACCUCACCAGGCCCGGCCUCCCUGCCGGUGCCGGGUGCUGGUUUCGGUUGCGACACCCUCCCUCGGUUCCCGGUUCCCAGGCAGGAGCCGGGCUGCCUCUGGCUGAGGAGGUGGUGGAAGGUGCCGCCUGCCCCCGCCCGGCACCCCGGCCCUGUACUUUGCCCUCGGCCACGGCCACCCGCCCCGCAGGCUCUGCUGCACGGAUGUCGCCAGGGGCCUGCGCGCCUGCCUUCAGCCCGCCCCCCCUGGGACACCUGGACCCCAAGCCCAGCAGUAAGUCCAACAUGCUACGCGGCCGCAACUCGGCCGCCUCCGCCGACGAGCAGCCCCACAUCGGCAACUACCGGCUCCUCAAGACCAUCGGCAAGGGCAACUUCGCCAAGGUGAAGCUGGCCCGCCACAUCCUGACCGGGAAGGAGGUAGCUGUGAAGAUCAUUGAUAAGACUCAGCUCAACUCCUCCAGCCUCCAGAAGCUCUUCCGUGAAGUGAGGAUCAUGAAGGUCUUAAAUCAUCCCAACAUAGUGAAGUUAUUUGAGGUGAUUGAGACGGAGAAGACUCUCUACCUUGUCAUGGAGUAUGCGAGUGGAGGAGAGGUGUUUGAUUACCUCGUGGCUCACGGCAGGAUGAAAGAAAAAGAGGCUCGAGCCAAGUUCCGCCAGAUAGUGUCUGCUGUGCAGUACUGUCACCAGAAGUUUAUCGUUCACAGAGACUUAAAGGCUGAAAAUCUGCUCUUGGAUGCUGAUAUGAACAUCAAGAUCGCAGACUUUGGCUUCAGCAACGAAUUCACCUUUGGGAACAAGCUGGACACCUUCUGUGGCAGCCCCCCGUACGCUGCCCCGGAGCUCUUCCAGGGCAAAAAAUACGACGGCCCCGAGGUGGAUGUGUGGAGCCUGGGGGUCAUCCUGUACACACUGGUCAGCGGGUCUCUGCCUUUUGAUGGACAGAACCUCAAGGAGCUGCGGGAGCGGGUGCUCAGGGGAAAGUACCGGAUUCCGUUCUACAUGUCCACGGACUGUGAAAACCUGCUGAAGAAAUUCCUCAUUCUCAACCCCAGCAAGAGAGGCACUUUAGAGCAAAUCAUGAAAGACCGAUGGAUGAAUGUGGGUCACGAAGACGAUGAGUUAAAGCCUUAUGUGGAGCCGCUCCCCGACUACAAGGACCCCCGGAGAACAGACCUGAUGGUGUCCAUGGGCUACACGCGGGAAGAGAUCCAGGACUCGCUGGUGGGCCAGCGGUACAACGAGGUGAUGGCCACCUACCUGCUCCUGGGCCACAAGAGCUCCGAGCUGGAGGGCGACACCAUCACCUUGAAGCCCCGGCCUUCUACAGAUCUGACCAACAGCAGCGCUCCGUCCCCCUCCCACAAGGUACAGCGCAGCGUCUCAGCCAACCCCAAGCAGCGGCGCUUCAGCGACCAGGCUGGCCCCGCCAUUCCCACCUCCAACUCCUACUCGAAGAAAACCCAGAGCAACAACGCAGAGAACAAGCGGCCGGAGGAGGAGCGGGAGUCGGGGCGGAAAGCCGGCAGCACUGCCAAAGUGCCUCCCAGCCCCCUGCCCGGCCUGGAGAGAAAGAAGGCCACCCCCACGCCCUCCACGAACAGUGUCCUCUCCAGCAGCACAAACCGAAGCAGGAACUCCCCGCUCCUGGAGAGGGCCAGCCUGGGCCAGGCCUCCAUCCAGAACGGCAAGGACAGCACAGCCCCCCAGCGCGUCCCCGUCGCCUCCCCCUCCGCCCACAACAUCAGCAGCGGAGGAGCCCCAGAGCGAACGAACUUCCCCCGUGGCGUGUCCAGCCGCAGCACCUUCCACGCCGGCCAGCUGCGGCAGGUCCGGGACCAGCAGAACCUGCCCUUUGGGGUGAGCCCGGCCUCCCCCUCCGGCAACAGCCAGGGCCGGCGGGGGGCCUCCGGCAGCAUCUUCAGCAAGUUCACCUCCAAGUUUGUGCGCAGAAAUCUGUCUUUCAGGUUUGCCAGAAGGAACCUGAAUGAACCCGAAAGCAAAGACCGAGUGGAGACGCUCAGGCCCCACGUGGUGGGCGGCGCCAACGACAAGGACAAGGAGGAGUUCCGGGAGGCCAAGCCGCGCUCGCUGCGCUUCACGUGGAGCAUGAAGACCACGAGCUCCAUGGAGCCCAACGAGAUGAUGCGGGAGAUCCGCAAGGUGCUGGACGCCAACAGCUGCCAGAGCGAGCUGCACGAGAAGUACAUGCUGCUGUGCGUGCACGGCACGCCGGGCCACGAGAGCUUCGUGCAGUGGGAGAUGGAGGUGUGCAAGCUGCCGCGCCUCUCGCUCAACGGCGUGCGCUUCAAGCGGAUAUCGGGCACCUCCAUGGCCUUCAAGAACAUUGCCUCCAAAAUCGCCAACGAGCUCAAGCUUUAACGCCGCGCCCGCCGCCGCCGCCGCCGCCGCGCCGGACUGAGUGUGGGGCCGCGCCCGCCGCCCCGCCGUUUCUCUUCCAGCCCGUGGGGCUGGGAUGGGCCGACCCCCCACGCCCGGCCCCUGCCCCAGAGUCCUCUCUCCCCCGCCCGCACAGGAUGGGGAGGGGCAGGGGGGCAGGGCUCCCCCACGGUACUGCGGUUGCACAGAGUAUUUCGCCUAAACCAAGAAGUUUUUUUAUUACCAAAAAGAGGAAAAAAAGAAAAAAAAAAAUCCCAGCGGCCACCUUUCCUCCCUGCCCCCUCGGGACAGAGACUGGAUCUGUGGGCUCCCGGGAGGUGGCUCAGGGCUGGACACUCAGGCAGAGAGGCGGGGCCGCCAGGCCCUCCGCCAGGCCCGCUGCGGGCUGCUCCCCCUCUCCCUUCCUCCGCCCCUCCCUCCCUCCCUCCCAGCAAACCACCAGAGGUGGCCUUCCCUGACCCGGCCCUGGGCGCAGGCCUGGGCGGGGCGGGGUGCUGCUCGGCCUGGGGGGCGCAGGCGGCGGGGCCGGCGACAGGGCGAGGGGCUCCGGCCCCCCCACACACACUGUCCCCCCCGCCCCUCCCUCCCCCAGAGCUGGGCAUUUCCUUCCACAAGCUGCUGUGGGGACUUCUGUUCCCCUCCUCAAGUCUGUGCCAUCUUCUCCCACCCCUGCUGUGGUGGCGGGGCUGACCCCGUGGGGGGAAGGGGUGCCGCAGGGCCGCCUCCCCAGCCCUCCCUUUCUGGGGGAGCCUUGGUCUGAAAGCACAGCCCCCUGCCGCCCCUCCAUUGGCAUUAACCUGGGCGCCAGCCCGGCCCUAACGCUGACCCUCACUCCUCUCUCGGCCUUGCCUUUCCUUCCUGACACCUCAUCCCCCCUCAGGACGUGGCCCGCAGCCCGGGAGGGGACAGACAUGGAGGUCAGGCCACCGGGCUGGCUCUGGGCGCCGGGCUGGUGACGGCCACUGCACCCCUUAAUUUAUUUCUCUGCUGUUUCUGUUCUUGAGAAAAACGAGGGAGGAGGGGGUGGUUCCUGCAGAGGCCACCCCUGGGACCCUCACCUGAGUUGUACAUUUUUUUGUGAUGGGUUUUUUUUUUUUUCUUUUUUGAUUUAUGAUGACCCCACUCCUAAUUAUCACUCCUCCGCCCCGCCCCCCCCCAGGCCAGGCUCCGUGGCAGGUCGGGCCCUUGGGUCCCCGGAAGGGGCACCGCCAACCUCAGCCUUCCUGCCGCCCCAAGUCGUAGCCCCUUCUCCCCCCCCCCCCCCCCCCCCCCCCGCGGCUCUGGCUCUGACCAAGGGCUCCCCUCUCUCCCCUCCCGCCCCAUGGAACAGCCCCGGUGCUCCCAGGGCCAGAGGGCUCGACUUGGCUCCCAAAGGGGGUGGUGGUGGGGGGGCUCCGAGGCAAGGUGGCCCCUCCCCACCCAGCCCCCUCCUGCACUUAGUUUCUCCUCUGGAUCAAACUCGUAAUAAAGAGAAUGUUUGGAA
Messenger RNA from Erinaceus europaeus (western European hedgehog), 4019 nucleotides. RefSeq names its product microtubule affinity regulating kinase 2 (gene MARK2). Bases 341 to 2518 code for a protein of 725 amino acids. The transcript has 18 exons. Gene Ontology annotation, cellular component: cytoplasm. Gene Ontology annotation, biological process: microtubule cytoskeleton organization; protein phosphorylation; intracellular signal transduction. The record is from RefSeq and is a predicted model, not a curated record. Gene Ontology annotation, molecular function: tau-protein kinase activity; protein serine/threonine kinase activity; ATP binding. Lineage: Eukaryota; Metazoa; Chordata; Mammalia; Eulipotyphla; Erinaceidae.